AUGGACAAAAUAAUAGUGGAGCGCGAUGUCCCAAUAUUAAUGGACGAUGGCCUCAUUCUCAAAGCAGAUGUCUUCCGUCCAAAGGAUGAGACUCCGAGCCCAGUAAUUAUGACUCUCGGGGUUUAUGGAAAGGGGGUACCCUACCGUGACGCAUUCGCACCCCAGUGGGAUGUCUUGAUGGCAACAAAGCCCGAGGUUCUCCAAGGAUCCACGAAGGAAUUUAUGGUCUGGGAACUAGUUGAUCCCGAAAUCUGGGUACCGUGGGGCUACUCGUGUGUUCGCGUUGAUUCCCGUGGCUCCGGUCGUUCCCCCGGAAUGCUGGAUAUCUUUUCAAAGAGAGAAGCCAAGGAUUACUACAACGCGAUUGAAUGGGCCGCAGCUCAGCCAUGGAGUACAGGAAAUGUGGGAUUGAAUGGAAUUUCUUACUAUGCUAUUACGCAAUGGCUUGUUGCAUCUCUUCAACCACCUCACUUGACUGCGAUGAUUCCUUGGGAGGGUGCGAGUGAUGCCUAUCGUGAUAUGAUGCGCCAUGGAGGUAUCCAAAACAACGGAUUUUUUGAAUGGUGGUAUCCCAAGCAAGUCAUUUCAGUUCAACAUGGCAAUCCUCGAGGCUGGCAAGAUCCUUGGCUUGGUGAGAGAAGCAGUGGGCUAGCAUCCCUCACGGAGGCCGAGCUUAAGCGCAACCGCACGGAUCCAGUGUCAGACAUUUUAACAAGGCCUCUUGACGACGAAUGGUAUCGCUCGCGCUCGGCCGACUGGAGUAAAGUAACGGUGCCGUUUCUCAGCGCGGCGAACUGGGGAGGAUUCGGAAUUCAUCCUCGAGGCAACUUUGAAGCAUUUACCCAAGCUGCAUCGAAGCAAAAAUGGCUAGAUUGUCAUCCGGGUCGUCACGAAGAAUGGUUCUAUCUCGAUCAUGGGAUGGCUUUGCAAAAACGCUUCCUGGAUCAUUUCUUAAAAGGAAUCGACAAUGGAUGGGACAAGGAGCCGCCGGUUAUGCUUCAUCUGCGGAGGCCAUUCAGUCACAAAUUCGAGGAACGAAAAGAAACAGCAUGGCCAUUACCAAAUACAAAAUGGACCAAGCUGUAUCUUGACUGUGUUGAUGCAAUUGCUGUUCCUGGAAUGUCUUGGGAAAUCCCCUCCAAGUGGUCCAAGAUGAGCUUCGCCGCUCAAGGGCAUCCAUUGACAUUUCUGUCACCACCACUAGAGAAGGAUAUCGAGAUUACUGGGCCAGUUGCAGCCAAAUUGUUUGGGUCCUCAACGACGACUGAUAUGGAUCUCUUCCUCACACUCCAAGCUUUUCUCAAUGAGCGUGAGAUUGUCUUCCAGGGUGCGGCAGAUGCAAAUACGCCUCUCUCUCAAGGAUGGCUUAGAGCAUCCCACCGAAAACUUGACCCUUCGAAGACCUUGCCAUAUCGCCCCUACCAUAGCCACGACGAAAUCCAGCCACUCGUACCCGGCAAAGUGUAUGACCUAGACGUUGAAAUCUGGCCUACCAAUAUUUUGCUUCCGAAAGGAUCACAGAUAGCGCUUCAGGUUAGCGGGAAAGAUUUCGAAAGGAUGCUGCCUCCGAAGGAAGCUGGAAAUCCAUGGGAAAUGCGGAAUCCUACGAUUUGCACCCACAACCACCCUGGUGAUAGACCAACCGAUAUGUUUGGGGGCGAAUCAACUAUUUUUACGGGAGGAGAAACGCCGUCUUACAUCUUGCUUCCCUUUAUUGAGAGGUGA
Messenger RNA from Penicillium lagena, 1725 nucleotides. Its product is annotated as CocE/NonD family hydrolase. Gene Ontology annotation, molecular function: dipeptidyl-peptidase activity. Bases 1 to 1725 code for a protein of 574 amino acids. The transcript has a single exon. NCBI's taxonomy places the organism in Eukaryota, Fungi, Ascomycota, Eurotiomycetes, Eurotiales, Aspergillaceae. The record is from RefSeq and is a predicted model, not a curated record.